Molecule: messenger RNA, 1251 nt
Organism: Racocetra fulgida
Lineage: Eukaryota; Fungi; Glomeromycota; Glomeromycetes; Diversisporales; Gigasporaceae
Source: the annotation of a GenBank genome assembly
GCUACAAAAGAUAAUCAAAUGGUAAAAGUAAUUAAGUUCUAUCAUUGUUGGGAUAAAACAAAAGAAGGAAGUAAGACCAAAAAUGAAUAUUUUUAUCUGACCAAUUUUGUCACUGAAUUUCCCAUUUCAACUGCUAUUCCUAGUCAGUUAGACAAAUACGGCAGAAUAGAGAGCAAUAGCAAAGAAUUUGAACAUCUUUAUCAAGCCUUAAAGUUCUCAAACAAUAUUGAAGGGAGUAAAAAAAUGGAAAAAAUUAGGCUGCAGUCUACUCCCGAAAAGGCUCUUGAUAAAGCAAGAAUAAAACUUAAAUUUACUCAGCAUUCCAGAUUGGCCGAAAAAUUACUAAAUACUGGCUAUGCUAUUUUAAUUGAGAAUACGCAAAACAGUAAUGGUUCAGAUGGACGAGGGCAAAAUUGGUUAGGGCGGAUUUUAAUGGAAACCCGUUCUCUACUACGGAUUGAAAGGGGAUUAGGCAAGACCGAUGGUAAAAUAGAGGAAAAGUUAAAAAGGCAUUUAGAGGGAAAGGAUUAUAAGGAAUACGUGGAAUUAGAAAAUAAGAUUAUAAAUUUUGCAUUAAGUGGAGUUGAUCCAAUGCUGGAAGGAUUGAGGAACUCGCCUCCUGCUUUUUCUAUUGGUCUUUCUUCUUAUAAUGAGGAAAAAUUAGAAAGUUCAACAAAGGAAAGAGAAAAUACUUUGCCCUUUGUGAUUGAUGCCGUUGAUAGUGGUUCAGUUGCUUCCCAAAGUGAAAAAAAAGACUUUAUUUCUUAUUCUUCCUCGCCACCUACUCUCAGUAGGGAAAAUAAACACUGUUCUCCUGAGCCUUUUCCAUUAGAGAAUGAAGCCGAAACGCCACCAAAGCCCAUAAUUUCCCAAACUUCUUCUAGUCCUGUUCCCGACUGGUUAUUAGAAAACACUUUACAAAAAGAAGAGGGGCAAACUGAAUAUACUCUCCUCCCUCUUAUUCACAAAAAAUAUUCCUUGGCAACAGCUAACAAAGAAGAGUUAGCAAAAACUCUCAACGAUUUUUUGGCUAGCAAAUACGAGUCAUUGGGUAAAGAGGCACAGAAAAAUCUCAAUGGACAUAAAAAAUUAAUUCAGCGGGACCAAAACUCUCUUUUGAAAGAAGUUGCAGGUGAAGGGGAGAAGGAAGAAAAUAAAGAAAUUACUGAAUUAAGAAAAAAAAUUAGUUUUCUUUCUAACCAACUGGAAUAUGCAUUAAAACCACAAUUACAAGACUUAAAAGCAAGAUGA